AUGGAUCUUCUAUCCGUCCUACCUGGCUUUGUAACAAAACCCUUCGCACACAUCCUCCCUCCGCUCGAACGAGCUAAAGUCACCACCGUCGACGUGAUCACCCUCGACUCCCUCGAGAUCGCCAAACGUGCCCGCGUGCCUCCCGCAGACGUUCGCCGGCUCUCCUCCCGCAUUGUCGAGGCAUUGCACACUGAUAUUGGCUUUGAGAAGCUAGAAACAAAUUCAGAGGCUGGUGAUGGGCCUAGCUCUAGUAUAAACCCCGAUGUGGUGAGGACAAUUGGCUCGACGAAGCGCGCGUCACAAUGGAACACUAUAAGUACUCUUGACCCCGCAAUGGAUGUACUCCUAGGAGGUGGGAUUCCUACUGGCUAUGUGACAGAAGUUACAGGUGAGAGUGGAAGCGGGAAGACCCAAUUCCUUCUAAGCCUCUGUCUAGCUGUCCAGCUACCCAAACCACAGGGGUUACGACGGCGCGCUAUGUAUAUAUCAACCGAACACCCAUUAUCUACGCCACGACUCUUAGAACUCAUAGAAUGUCAUCCUGUCCUCUCAGCACUCCCCGCCGAGCAGGCGCCCUCGCUGGAGAAUAUCCUGUCCAUCAACGCCAUGGACCUGGAGGCACAAGAUCAUAUAUUGAACUACCAUCUUCCUGUCGCCAUCGAACGCUAUGACAUCGGCCUAGUCAUCAUCGAUUCAGUAACAUCCAAUUACCGCGCUGAAUUCACAUCAAACAGCAUCCAAUCGAGCACCAAACGGUCAUCCCAGCUCGCAAAACUGGGCCAUCUACUGCGCAAUCUCGCCGUGAAGGAAGAUCUCGCUAUCGUGCUUGCAAACCAAGUCUCCGACCGUUUCGAGGCUAUAAAAAGGAGCGAGCCGCCAACCCCGCGGACAGUGUUUCCAUCCAUACCGAGUCAAACAGCUUCACCCCUCCCGAAAUCCAGAACUAAACAGUCAGCUGGAAGCCAGCAGGCCCCACCCUCUUCUGCUAUCUCUUCGUCGCCAUAUCAUGCCCCGCACGAUAAAAACUUCGACGGCUCGUACCUGAUUGCUCCUCGGGCACGCAGUAGCAAGUUGAACGUGGCUCACCAGGAGCGCUUCUACUCCGGCUGGGGGGAUGGCGCGUCUCCGAAGAAUCCGGCGCUGGGCUUUUCCUGGUCAACGCAGAUCGCCUGUCGAAUUGCAUUGAAGAAGGAAGAACCACAUGCUGUAUGUGUUCCAGUGGAGGAAUGUGCAUAUUCGUCUACGCAGGAAUCAUCUCAGUUCCAAAAUGAAGGAAAUGCAAAUGCAAACGCCUAUCGAGACCCAGACUCGAUAGCAAUGCCUGCUCCUUAUCUCAAGAAUAGAGUUUUUAACCCACAGAACCAACCUACUCCGGGCUCUGAAUCUACUACACGGAGGACUAUGAAACUUGUGUUCUCGCCGUGGACGGCGGGCCCGAAGGAUACGCCACGAAAGGGCCAGCCAAGUAGAAGAAGCGGCGAGAUAGCGUUUGAGAUCUGGAAAGGUGGGCUGCGAAGCACGAAUCGUGGUGAAUGA
Penicillium vulpinum is the source of this 1536-nucleotide messenger RNA. Its product is annotated as putative DNA repair protein (Rad57). The transcript is spliced from 2 exons. The record is from RefSeq and is a predicted model, not a curated record. NCBI's taxonomy places the organism in Eukaryota, Fungi, Ascomycota, Eurotiomycetes, Eurotiales, Aspergillaceae. The coding region runs from base 1 to 1536 and encodes 511 amino acids. Gene Ontology annotation, molecular function: ATP-dependent DNA damage sensor activity; single-stranded DNA binding; DNA strand exchange activity. Gene Ontology annotation, biological process: mitotic recombination; DNA strand invasion; DNA repair.